Molecule: messenger RNA, 639 nt
Organism: Vicia faba (fava bean)
Lineage: Eukaryota; Viridiplantae; Streptophyta; Magnoliopsida; Fabales; Fabaceae
Source: the annotation of a GenBank genome assembly
AUGAGUUCAUCCUCAGGUCAGACUAGUGGCCAUGAUCUCUCUUUCAAGAUCUUACUAAUCGGCGAUUCUGGUGUUGGAAAAAGUUGCCUACUCGUUACCUUCAUUUCCAGUUCAUCUGUGGAGGAUCUUUCACCAACCAUUGGUGUUGAUUUUAAGAUCAAAACCCUCACUGUCGGUGGCAAGAGAUUAAAACUUACAAUUUGGGAUACAGCUGGGCAGGAACGAUUCAGGACUCUGACGAGUUCUUACUAUAGAGGAGCACAAGGAAUUAUUCUUGUUUAUGAUGUUACAAGGAGGGAAACCUUUACAAACUUAUCUGAGGUGUGGUCUAAGGAAUUGGAACUCUAUUCAACUAACCAGGAGUGCGUGAAGAUGCUAGUUGGAAAUAAAGUUGACAGAGAUUCUGAAAGGGCUGUGAGCAGAGAAGAGGGAUUAGCCCUUGCUAAAGAAUUGGGAUGUUUGCUUCUUGAAUGUAGUGCUAAAACUCGAGAGAAUGUGGAGAAGUGCUUUGAAGAACUCGCUCUAAAGAUAAUGGAAGCGCCUAGUUUAUUGGAAGAAGGAUCAACAGCAAUAAAAAGGAAUGUUCUAAAACAGAAACAAGAACCACAAGCACGACAAAACAGCGGCUGUUGCUCUUAA